AUGAUUCCGAUUCCUUCCAAAAAUCAGAACAACCUAUAUCCUCAAGGAACGCUGCUUCAUCGAAAUAUCAUUAAACAUCACCUUUCAUCUCUUCAAUUCAAUUCCAAGACAUUAGCCGUAGAUCUGCUCGAUGUGUUUCCUCCUCCUUUAAGAUCACAAUUUUCACUCGUAUCAAAAAAUCAAGUUCGAGCUCCUGAUAUUGCGUCCAACGCUGCUUCCAAUCAAUCGAUGCUUCCAAUCGGUGCUUCCCCUGUUGUUCGCACGCACACACACAAUCACCAGCAGCAACCGGAGUUGCUGCCUCCCUCGACUUCACCUCCUUUCUUCUAUUUCGAUGAUAAGCCGACCCAACCACCCCCUGAUCACCACCAUUCCCAGUUGAAGAAACCCACCAUCGCAACAGGUCCUAGUAAGUUUUGUUCAACAGAGAAGAAAGGUAGCCGAGAACCUCCGACUUCCCUUCUGUUUCCUUCUGUUUUCGAAUCCCAAGCAAAUCCCUCGCUAUAUCCUUCUUCAUCCAUCGAGUUUCAGACACCGUCUUUUUCUCCAUCUCGAGUCAUUUUAGUUGACAUGGCGAAAGAAGAAUGGGGUGUUGGUGGGUAUGGAUCGAUGAAAGGUUUGAUCAGACUUCGUUCUCCUGAAAUGACGAAGAGGAUGAAGAAGGUGGGUCAAGUGAAGGCGAUGUGGAGGAACAUUUGGAGCUUCCCUGCUAGCCACCGGCUUCGUCGUCGCCUCCCCCUGCCAGCCUCAGGCAGCGUCGCUCUAUCUCUGACUUCGUCGCCUCCCCCUCGCAUCCUCCCCUUCGCCGAUUCUUGGUCGACAUCAAUGCAAUUUCUAUUGGCUCUGGCGUCGACUCCUGAAGCAAAAAUCGACAUCGCUGCUUUCCCUCCCCUGUUCGCCGCCGUUAACCAGCUCCUCGCCACUGCCGGAGAUCGUCGCAGCCCACAGCCCUGGUGCUGUUCCUUCGAACCCACAAUAAAGGGUCCAGAAUAG
Lactuca virosa is the source of this 993-nucleotide messenger RNA. Lineage: Eukaryota; Viridiplantae; Streptophyta; Magnoliopsida; Asterales; Asteraceae. The record is from the annotation of a GenBank genome assembly.